GAAGGAGAGAGAGGGAGAGGGGGGAAUAACAACAUUAUUACGGCUUUCACCGCAUCUCGGCUUCACGUCUCCGCGGGCCGAGAUCCACAUCCCCGCCGGAACGACCGGACGCCGCCGACACCUGCCCCCGCCAGGGUCCACGCACGCUCGGCGUCGGAAAGAGCAAAUCGACGGUGGCAGACAUGGGCAAGGAGAUGAUACUUUUCUUGAAGAUGUCCGUCCAACAAAGCAUGUGGCUUGUGACAACGACGAGGCCCAGCAGAAAAUCCUGGGACUGAAGCACGCGUCCCUUCACACCGAUGGCCUGGACUGAGUUUCAGCUGGCCUGCUGAAGCCAUGGGGAGCUGUUGGAGCUGUCUGUACAGGGACCCCAUCCGAGACAAUCAUCUCACCAAGUUUAAGGUCAUCAAUGUGGACGAUGAAGGCAACGAGCUGGGCUCUGGUAUCAUGGAGCUCACCCAGACCGAGCUCAUUCUUCACACACGCAAAAGGGAUGCCAUCAGGUGGCCAUACCUCUGCCUGCGCCGCUACGGCUACGACUCCAACCUGUUUUCUUUUGAGAGCGGGCGCCGCUGUCAGACCGGACAGGGAAUAUUUGCCUUCAAGUGCUCUCGGGCUGAGGAGAUCUUCAACCUGCUCCAGGAGCUGAUGCAAUGCAACAGCAUCAACGUGGUGGAGGAGUCCAUGAUGAUGUCUCGCAGCGGCCACACGCCAGAGAUGGAGAUGUCUCGCACACCACAGACGCCCAACACUCCAGCAUUUCCCGUGCCGGCUUUUCCCAACGGAUACCCUGGUUAUCCAAUCAGAGGGGAUUCCUCCCAGCCUUCCCUUGCUGAGGAUCAUGGACACAAUCUGAUGGCUUUGGAAGACCAGACCCACACCUAUGUGAAUACUGUUAGCAUGGAGGGGGAUCUCGCCAUGCGUCACUGUGUGCACUCUCUACCUGAGGUGCGGCCCAGCACUUUCACUGAAACAACACGAGUCGGAAACCAAGGGAAUACGCAGUCAAACCUGCGGUGCUGUCCCCUUGAGGAGCAUCAAGACCCCCAGGUGUUCCUACAGCCAUCGUCGCAAGAGGUCAAGUUCAUGCUGGGCCCCACUCCAGCACAGCGUCAUCUCCUGCAAAGGGAGCGGGAGCGUGAGCGGGAGCGGCUCAGUCACGGCCCCCACAGCCUUCAGCCAGUAGAGGGCGCAACAGGCUCAGAGACGGACGGAGACGAGGCCUCGGUGCACAUGUGCAACUCCCACUCCUAUCACCAUUUCCAUCACCACCCACACCGGCACCCGUGCCACGAGCACCCAGACAGCUGCCCAGGCGCCGAGCUCACCUAUGAGAACAUCAACGGCCUGAGGAGCGGCCGGAAGCAGCGGCUGAGUCCAAGCAGCGUGUCCCAGUCUGUGGGCUCCAGCAGCAGCAGCAGCACCGGGGACAGUCACACCCAUUCCCUCCUGCACCCGCACGGCCCGUCUUCGCUUCCCCCACAGGGCUACGGCUGCGAGAGGCCCAUAGGUGGAGGUCACCGUCGGACGGCCCUGCUCAACUACGAGAACCUGCCCUCGCUUCCCCCCGUGUGGGAGUACAGCGCCCUGCAGCGCAACGACGAGCAGGAAGAAGACGACGAUGAUGCGGACGAGGAGGAAUACGAAGAAGAGGAGGAAGACUUUGAUGAGUACGAGUUCUCGGAAGGCCCCGAGACGACGAACGGGUACGACCCGGAUGGGCGGGGCAUCCACAGAGAUGCCCUACAGAACUACGUCAACACAGAGCAGGUGCAGCCGCCCAGGUUGCGACACAGCUGCCCACCACAUCCACGACCGUGUCAGCCCGACAGAGGGGGGCGCAUAUUUAGCUUUGAUUUCCGCAGACGCUCGAGGUCAGGGGUCGGAGUCUGCGAGCAUGAGCACAUGCCUCCGUCACGGCAGCUCAACUACAUCCAGGUGGACCUAGAGGGAGAACCUCCCUGCCAAGCUCUAGGCGGUGGGGGUGGACAGCCACACCAGCGUCUACCCCCCCAAAAGUGUGGCCCCCAGGCACCCCGGCGCAGUGAAUGCUAUGCAGUCAUCGACCUGAAGAAGACGGCGGCCAUGUCCAACCUGCAAAAAGCUCUGCCCAGGGAUGAUGGCACUUCCAGAAAGACUCGCCACAACAGCACAGACCUGCCUCUGUAAACUACAUUGACCAUGAGGAGCAGACAUGACGACAGAUGAAAGGCUCAUCCCCAUUUUAGCACACUGGACCCUUCACUGUCAUCUGUCCAUUUCGAAUGCGGAGCCGACUAAGACAGUACAGGUACCAGGUUAGAAACCUACUGUAUCUGUGUAUAUGAAAGGGAUCCUCUUAAGGGGAAUCUUGCCAUUUUUAUGCUGUUAUUUAUUAGCUGUGUUGUGAUGUUCUUUCCAGAAUUUCACUUUCAAGUGCAAAUACUGUUUGCUGGUUGUAUAACGAGUAAGCAUAAUGACAUAAUGCUGAGCAAUGAGAACGGAGGCAUCUGUGUGGAAGCAGCCAUUUCUGUUGUGUAACAUAAUUAUGAUCCCCAAACCAUUUCCCCUUUUAUUGUUGUGUUCAUGUACUUCCCCAGCAAGCACCAUCCACAUGACAGCUACUCAACUCCUCGUGAGUCCAGACAUAUACUGAGGUGUAGCCUACCAUAUAUUUUUAAGACGUUUGUGGCUGUCAGCCGUACCUCGUGGCCAGUGGAAACAGGUUAUUUAUUCAUAUAUGCCAGUAGAGAAGUUUGCACACAAUCCUAUGGAAUUGUAUUUUUUGGUUUUUAGGGUUUUCAUAAUAGCAAACAAACAACAAAAGAACCAACUGAGGUUGUUUUGGGAGGAUUCAACUAAGCUGAAGGAACAAGUAGCACAAGUGAAUCCGGUGAGCCUUGUCCCUCUCCCAAGUAGCAUAUCAUCCUCCAUCACACCUCCACCCACAGUUGAAUGAUAAUGCACUUUUAAAUCCAGACAAGCGAGGAGGCUGUUUAUUUCAACAUCCAUGCCGCCUGAGCCACAGGUUCCUCCUUUCUGAGAAAAAACAAAAGACAAAACAAGGGGCCACAUAUUUCAUAGCCAGCAUUUGUAGUUUUUCAAAUGUUUGAAUGACAACAUCGUCGAUAAACUUAGAGAGUGGCAUUAAUCUUACUAGCCUCACCUAAAAUGUGUUGAUUCUACACGCUGCCCAUCAUCAGGUAUGAAUGGUCUCCUUAAAAUACAGUUCUUUUGUCUCUCUAAUCACUGUUAUGCGCAGUUUAAUAAUAUAUUUAUUUAUUUCAUUAUUUAUUAGUUCACUCGUUUAAUUGUCUUACUGUUAUUUUCCAUGUGACAACCGGCAUUGGUUUUCUUCAAUCCAGUUAAUCUGGAGACCAAAGUUUUACUUACGACUGGUCCAUGUAUGAUUCUGUUAAUGAAAAAAAGAGUUUAUUUUAAGUGCCAAAAAUGUAAAAAAUAAUAAUAAUAAAAUGUAAUGAAAUCAAAGGUGCCAAUUGCAGAAAACAAGUAGGGCUCUAGCAAUGACAAGAAAAGUACAGGGAAGCAAACUUGAAAGAGAACUUAAUUUUUUCAAGAAUGAGUAGAAACGUAAAAAAAAAAUAACAUUUCACCUCAUCCAUCCAUCAACCGCCAUAUUGGAGUGAUGUAUGGAAAAUGUUUGCUGCUACAUGUACAUACAGAUUACAUACACAGUUGCCCAUGUUAGUGAGUGUCCUCGUCUCUAUGACAACCUGCUGUGUGUGUGUGCGAUGUCAGAUCUUUGGCCAUAUAUUGUUAGGUACGCUAAGUAGCAUUGUCAUGUUCUUAUGUCUCAACUGUGGAAAUGUAACAGAUUAGCAAAGUCCCCCCCCCCCCCCCCCCCCCCCUUUUGGCCUAAGUUUAUUUAUUUCAGAUGAUUUUGCCGAUAGCUGAUUAGAGGCAAGACUCACUGAUGCACAACUUUGAAUCUUACAGAGGACUCAUGCCAUUGGGCUUUACCUUCAUAAGCCUUCAAAUACUUUUUUUAUUUAUUUUUUUGGGACAAAUCUAAAUGUUCCCUUUUUUUAAAUGAGGGUCUUGUGGCUUCCUUGUUGGUUUUGGAUCAAUCAAAAGCAGCACACAGUGGAACCUCAAAAGUCAAACACAAUCUCUUCUGUGACCAGAACAGUUACAGUGGAUAUAAAAAGUCUACACACUGUACAAAUGCCAGGUUUUUGUGGUAUAGAAAAAUGAGACAAAGAUAAAUCGUUUCAAAGUUUGCCUACCAUGAAUAUGACCUAUAACCUGUAAAAUUCUACAGUUGUUUUUUUGUGUGUUCAGAAUUAACCAAUCACAUUCAAACUCAUGUCAAAUGGGAGUUAGCACACGUUGCCUCUGGUUAACGCCACACAAAGUUCAGUUGUUCUAGUAGGCCUUUCCUAACAUUAUUAUUAUUUUUUUUUAAAUUCCUAGCAGAAGUUCCAGCUAAAGAAAAAAAGCCCCAAAGCAAGAUGCUGCCACCACCAUGAUUCACUGCAGGUAUGGUGUUAUUUUAGUGAUGAGCAGUGGUGUGUUGCACCAAACAUACCUUUUCGAAUUAUGGCCAAAAAGUUCCACUUUGGUUUCAUUGGGCAUAACACAUUUUCCCACAUGGGUUAAGACGAUUUCCUGUGUGUUUCCGCAAAUAUAGCCGGACUUGAAUGGUUAUCUUUAUAAGAUGAGGCUGAUGCUGUCGAAGCUCUCUGCGUAGGCAAAAUGUCAGGAAAAGCAUACUAGAAGAUCUAAACUUUGAGAUGAAUUAGAGGCACUCUAAAUGGUGGCAAUUGUGUGCUGUCUCCCAUUUAAAAGGAGUUUGAAUGUGACUAGAUAAUUUUUAACACAGCCACAUCCCCAGUUAAAAGAGGGUGUACACACUUGUGCAAACGUCAUCACACUAUCAGAUAAAAUCUUUCGAUGCUCACUGAGUUGAUAUUUACUUAGUGAGACAUCUUUCAUGUCACAUGAUGAUGUUUGACUUAUAGAGGCGCAUUUUUCUGCCGAAAAGUUGUAAGUUUACCACCUUUAGGGCAUUUGACUUUGGACGGUCCACUGUAUUUUAUAUUUUGUAUGCGAGCCACACAUCAUGUCAUCCAGACAGCUUUUAUUUAAUUAUUUUUUUACAUUUUAACGUGUAAUUAUUUUGGUUAGGCCCAUUUAAAAGCUCAAAUGAAAAAAGAAGCUGUCACUACAAAUUCUACUUAAUUCUCAUGAGAACUUGGUCGUUUCAGAUACAUACUGUACAUUCCCAACAUAUAAGCCUUAAAAAUCCUAAAUCAGAAGUUACAAUUAACUUCUGACUUGUUUGUUUUAUAAAGCCAACUCGUCUCAAUUGGGACUGCUUAACAUGAUCCAUUGGAAAGAUGUUUACAUUUGCAUUAAGUGAGUUCUUAUUUUGUCAAAGUAGACCAAUAUGUGAAAGGUGAACUAGUAGUCUAUAGAGCUGUGAGCUCCGUGUCAUCUACCUACUUGCUUUUUGUGUGAAUCUGUAGUCUUCACAUUUCAGCCUUCAUGUUAUGAUUUUUUUUCAUGAUUGUAUACUGUCCUGUUGUGCUUAAAUUGUCAUUUAAAUUUACAGUGCCAUACAACUAGGUCAGGGUUUUCCAGAUUUAUGGUCAGCAGUCAGUUUUUAGUCUGGUGCCUUGAGAUAUGAGUUUAAUUUGUCUGUGACCACGCUUGUAACUCAAAACACUUCUUGGAAAUCAUCUUUGCCCACUGAAAAGAAUGGAAUACCAUGAAUCAAGUCUAGCCUGCCCAAAAACAGUUUUUUAAUAAUAAAAGUAGCAAUCUUCAAUAUUGUACAUGAUAAAAAAAACAUACGGCGAUGACAUAGUUGAAUUCAAUGUCAAGAAACUUUUUGCCACAUUUUUGCUUCAAUUCAGUGGACAUUACAGUGCUCCUUCUGGUAUGCACGUUUUGGCCAUCUGGGGGCAGUACAAUACAGAUGUACGGAUAUACAGUAUAUGGAGCAGUCGACACUCCUCAGUAGAUCCCAGUAAUAUUAGAAUUAGAAUCUUUCACUUCAGAGAGGAAAAACAAUAUAUGCCUGUGAGUGUUGUUAUAUUAUCUUUCUGCUUGUGCUGCUCUACGGUUUGUGUUCAAAUUUUUGUUGCUUAAAGAGUUAUAACACGCCAACGUUAUUUGUUAGCCCAUCAAUGGCAUUUUGGAUUGUUAGUAUUAAGCUCAACUGACUCAUCUAAAGCAAAACUAAGUGGCUGUUUUCAAUACACACGUAAUUCUUUGUUUUGUAUUUAGUUUGACAGUAAACUUAAACUGGGAGUUGCAAUAAACAACAUAAAUCCUUUUUUGAAGACCUGUUAACUAUUUGCUAACCGAUGCUUGUUGUCAAGUGAUUUGAGUUCACUGCCACCAUACAGUGCUCAAAUGUAAAAUUUUUCAAUCAAGGCAAAAAACCUUUCUCAAAAGGCUUGUAUAUCUAAAAAGUCAUAAGUCGAGUCACUUGUAUCUCAAGGCACCGCUGUAUAUGACAACGAUAUGACAAUACAUAAUGUAUAUUGGCUCCUGAACAGGAAGGUCAUUUGUAAUUUGGGUCCUGAGCGGAAAAUGUUUGGGGAAACCCUGCACUAAGUCACCAUUGCUUGAAUUCAUCUUUGGCCUUGAAGAGUGACGUGAGAGUCAUGAUGUAGUUGCAGUUCUCAUAAUGUUAUCUAUGACUACAGUGUGUUCAUAACGUAGCAACCUCACCACCACAGAAAUAGAUAAUAAUCCAGUGACUACGUGAAUUAAUAAUUGAAGCGCGCACACGCGAGCUCAACAAGUGGCUCUCUCGAUGACAGCUGAUGCCGUCAAAGCGUGUGGCUUCACAGUCACACUCUCAGUCUUGGGUGUUUAUGCCUCAGGCAUUCGACACCCGGGGGCCCCGCGGUCACAAUGGCUUCUGCCCGUGUUAUCUGAAGGGCAAGAUAACAACUCAUCGUGAAGUUCCUCAAACUGAAUUUAUCAAGCGGGUUGUUAAACAAAAAGGGCUUGCUCUGUGUUUACCGAUUAAACAUGAAAUUGUACUAACUAGACAUCCAUUUGUCACUGUGCCUUUCAUAUGGAUGCUGGAGGAAACGUAUCCACUGCUGUUAAAGGGGUCAGCCAGUUGCCAAAAAGGGAAGAAAAUAAAGUGUAAAGGUAACUGUUUGACAUUUGGAGAUUUAUUAAUUUCAUUCCCUCCUCAUGCCUGUAUUGUUGAUUUUGAAAGCAGAUUCAUUGAGUGGCUUGGAGACUCACUGUAAAAUCUCAUCUUAUCCUCGCCAGGUUAUCUUGUCUUUGUGUAAACAAGAAAAGAUAAAUAUCCAUCCAUCCAUCCAUUUACUACCACUUAUCCGAGGCCGGGUCGCGCGGGCAGUAGCUUUAUCAGGGUCGCCCAGACUUCUCUCUCCCCAGCCACUUCAUCCAGCUCUUCCGAAGGGAUCCCGAGACGUAGUCUCUCCAGUGUGUCCUGGGUUGUCCCCGGGUUCUCCUUCUGGUGGGACGUGUCCUGAACACCUCACCAGGGAGGCGUCCGGGAGGCAUCCGAAUCAGAUGCCCCAGCCACCUCAUCUGGCUCCUCUCAAUGUGGAGGAGCAGCGGCUCUAUUCUGAGCUCCCGGAUGACCGAGCUUCUCACCCCGUCUCAAGGGAGAGCCCGGACACCCUGCGGAGGAAACUCAUUUUGGCCGCUUGUAUUCGGGAUCUUGUUCUUUCAGUCACGACUCACAGCUCGUGACCAUACAUGAGGGUAAGAACGUAGGUUGAGCGGUAAAUUGAGAGCUUUGCUUUUUGGCUUAGCUCCUUCUUUACCACAACAGACCGAUACAAAGUCCACAUCACUGCAGACGCUGCACCGAUCCGGCUGUCGAUCUCCCCUCCCCGUUCUUCCCUCACUCGUGAACAAGACCCCAAGAUACUUGAACUCCUCCACUUGGGGCAGGAUCUCAUCCCCGACCUGGAGAGGGCACGCCACCCUUUUCCGACUCAGGACCAUGGUCUCAGAUUUGGAGGUGCUGAUUUUCAUCCCAGCCGCUUCACACUGCUGCAAACCACUCCAGUGAGAGUUUGAGAUCGCGGCUUGAUGAAGCCAACAGAACCACAUAAUGUGCAAAAAGCAGAGAUGCAAUACUGAGGCCACCAAACCGUACCCCCUCUACACCUCGGCUGCGUCUAGAAAUUCUGUCCAUAAAAGUUAUGAACAGAAUCGGUGACAAAGGGCAGCCUUGGUGGCGUCCAACCGUAGUCCGACUUACUGCCGGCAAUGGGGACCAAACUCUGACACCGGUCGUACAUGGACCGACCAGCCCGUAUCAAGGAGUUCGGUACCCCAUACUCCCGAAGCACCCGCUAGAAGACUCCCCGAGGGACACGGUCGAACGCCUUCUCCAAGUCUACAAAACAUGUAGACUGGUUGGGCGAACUCCCAUGCACCCUCGAGGACCCUGCCGAGAGUGAAGAGCUGGUCCACGGUUCCACGGCCAGAACGAAAACCACACUGCUCCUCCUGAAUCUGAGAUUCGACUUCCCGACGGACCCUCCUCUCCAGCACCCCUGAAUAGACCUUACCAGGGAGGCGGAGGAGUGUGAUCCCCCUGUAGUUGGAACACACCCUCCGGAACCCCUUCUUAAAAAGGUGGACCACCACCCCAGUUUGCCAAUCCAGAGGCACUGCCCCCGAAAAUAUGCUUGGUUUAUUGGACAGCAGUUUGCCAACAACUAGCAUAAACUCCUGGAAGUCAUCGUCUCCCAACACACAAUGUAUCACAAGUCUAUUUUUUCUACUUUAUUUUUUGUGGCACUUCUAAAAUGUUAAUCUGUGUGUUGAUUUUAGAACAAUAUAUUUAGUACUAAUAUUUGGCAAAGACAGUAUUUGACUUGAAUGCUUCGCAAAGCAAACUGUGAGCUGAACGGACUUAAUCAUGUAAAUGUAAUAACUUUUUUAUUUAUUAUUUUUUUAAAUGAAUGUCAACUGUACUUUUCAUUAGUGUUUCCCAACCAUUAUUCAGCCAAGGCAUGUAAUUUACAAAGGAAAAGUGUCACAAAAGAGUGGAUACAGAGGUUAGUUAUCUACCUUCUGGCACCAAGCGGAAAAGCAUUUAAUUGUUUAAUCAGCGUUCUCCCUGUUAUAUGUUGCUGGAAUAAAUAGUUAUAGAAAAGAUUCAUUAUUUGUUGUAAAAAAAAAAAAUUUGUCUGACCAAUGAAGCGAAAUUUCCCACAGCACCCCUGAUGAUCUCCUAGGGCGCACUAAACUGCCUUACAUUGCAGACUAAAGCGGACAAAACAAUUAGAAUACUGUAGCAUUUAAUGAGUUGCGUCCUAAGGUCAUUGUGCCAACCUGAUUCCUCAUCAGCUAAACUUGUGAAGAAUGUGACAUGCCGUUUGUUUUGAAGCACUUUUCCAACAUUAAACCAGUAGAAAUGUGAAGUCGGCAUACAAGAGAAGCAGACAUAAAGGCAUAGCAACACUGUUGCGCCAUACAGCGACACGGCAUCUUCAUCAGGGCAAUUUAAUCAUUUAGACAAUUUUUUGGGGUCAUACUCUCUAAACACAAGAGCCUCAAGGUCAUGCCCAUGCUACAAAAUUAAUAUCAGAUCAUACACUAUAUAUAGGUACUCUGUAUGUGUUCUUUUUUUCGUUUUUAUACACGAGUAUCAUCGCCACCAGGGGGUGAUGUUCUGUACAUGCAUGGGUCUGACCUGAACAUCCGGGUGACACGUUUGUGUGUGCAAGUGGGUACAUGAAGGCUGCAUUGGCCUGCCUUUGGAUCACCUUCUCCAUUGAAAGACUGCCAAAUAUGCUUGAGCAUGUGAAAUGUGGGAACUGGGAGAAGGGCUCAUGAACACUGACAGAGGAAAUCAUUGCGAUGCGCAAGGGAAAGGGUUCUUUAUGUUUUGUCUCAGUUUGCAAUUGAAAAAUGAAAAGGAAAAUGUUUCUUCAAGUGUUUGUUGAAUGUGUCUGUGUGCAUCCAUGGAUGACAGUCUGAUCUAGUCAUUAGAAGCCCCUUUGCUUCAUUUGUUGGACUGUCAAAAUGGACAUCGGGGCGAUUUUUGCCCUCUCUAAUCAUUCCACACGCAGAUGACUUUUACUUAUCUGCUCUCCUCUCAAUUGAUCAUCUCCUAAGAACAUAGUGAGCCUGAUACCUGGGAACCUUUAUGAUUUUUAGAGUGUGGAUUUGUCCCAAGAUGUACAAGUCAAUGUAAUACCAAUAUUAAAAUGAUGCCAUGAAAAUCUUGUGCAUUAAUCAGUGUCCACUUUGCUCUCCAUACCUUUUCUGUGAAUCUCUUAACGUUCUAAUACUAGGGUCAAACAUACACUUACUUUCGUUCUGAAAAGCAACCAAACCAGUUUCAGACAUUUUGUCUGUAAGUUAAUGUUUGUAUAAUCACACCAGAUCACAGUUGAACAUGAAACGCUUCGCUUGCUUUGGUCUAUUUAUUGUUUUCAGAGGAAACAUCAGGGACAGCUGACCAAAAAGGCUUGUUUCAACAUGCCCAUGUGGAUAAUCUUCCACUCUUUUGUCCAGCAGCUGAGAAAAGUUUUUGUGGCCAAAAUGGGGAAAUAAUGGUGGCUUUGUGAAAGGAACACUAAUUUAAAGCAAAAUAACCAGUAACAACCAAUGGAGUUAAUGUCCAAGCUGCUGUAAUCACCACAUUUUGCAUCAACAAAUUACAACAGUUUUAAACAGAGUAUCUUCUAAAGCAUACGCUUAGUGUCUGCCUAUGUGCAGUGCAAACUACUUUAAUUACCUUAUGUACAGACAGAGCAUAGUCCUCAUGGGCUCUAGGGAUUUAUAUGCCUGGAAUAAUGGAGCUGUCUUGUCUUCUUCUUAUACAUGCCUUGAUUUAUGGUCCCUAGAAUGGGUGUACUCAAACAGGGGUCUCUUGCAUAAAGCAAUGCC
Messenger RNA from Phycodurus eques (leafy seadragon), 10851 nucleotides. It is a transcript of the gene frs3, whose product is annotated as fibroblast growth factor receptor substrate 3. The coding region runs from base 337 to 2169 and encodes 610 amino acids. Gene Ontology annotation, cellular component: cytoplasm. The record is from RefSeq and is a predicted model, not a curated record. Gene Ontology annotation, biological process: cell surface receptor protein tyrosine kinase signaling pathway. NCBI's taxonomy places the organism in Eukaryota, Metazoa, Chordata, Actinopteri, Syngnathiformes, Syngnathidae. The transcript has 7 exons.